AUGACCAUCGAUCGCACCAGUGAUAUUGAUUCUCUACUCGAGAGAUGUGAGACUGGCUCCAGGUUGAUACCGUUUGCAUUCCCAAUUAUCAGUCUGCGAUUCACGAGAUCUUGGAAAGAUGGCAGUCUAUUUCCUUUGGAAGCUCACAGAAUAACAUAUCAAAACUUACUCAAUCAGCUAGAGUCCUACUCUGGCGAUAUCAAUUUCCCCGAGGUGAUCAACUCCAAGUUGCCUUCAACCCUCAGGCAUCUUGAGCUCAUGAUCUUCAUCAGCUAUGGAGAAGAUAACGACGAAGAUGAAUACUCUCCAUCAAAGAUACUGGCGCCUCUUAUAAGACUCUCAAACGAUUAUCCACAUCUAGAGUCACUCUCUCUGCACUUUGAGAUGGAUGUAGAUUCAAUUGUCGAUUACUUUGAGCAUAUGGAUAAUCAAUACCUCGCAGCACUCAACCAUCCAAGCCACCCUUACAGCAUCAUUUGCCGCAGCUUUCUCAACUCUACGCUUACCUCCUUGCGAUCACUCACACUUGCAGAUUCGGUUGCAGGUGAGUAUACUUUCACUACUCACAUGUACAGUGCGCCUCGCCUCUUCUUUGAGAGCAUCCUACACUUUGCACCUUCACUCCAACGACUAUCAUUGAGAAUGUGCAAUGACGCCAGCGACUUUGGUGAACACCUACUCUUCUAUACCGAGCUGAAACACUACCUUGAGAAGGCAACAACACUCAAGUGCCUGGUCCUGCCAGAGAUGUUGGCAGGUGAGCCUCAAGAGCUGGUCAAAUACCUGGUACAAGAUGCAUCGAUCGAGAUUGAAGGUGAGAUACAGAUGCAGAACAUGGUGCCAAUCACACGACCAUUACAAUCACUGUCAAUCAGGUGUGAAGGCCAUUAUAGACCUCCAGUCAACAAUAUUUAUGAAUCAUUGAACAUGGUCAAGCAUCUCCAAGUGACACCCUAUGAUCAGAGUGACUAUGACUUUAUCCCACACAUUGGCAGUGAGACAACGCUCACUCUGACAACUGUUGUGUAUUGCGACCGUCUGUGUCAAUUGCUUGCAGAGAACCAUCGGAUCACCACCCUAUACAUCAAUCCAAGAGCGGAAGGUUACAAGUACAACAAAGAGAAGUUCCAAGCUAUUAUCGAUGUUCAUCCAUCAAUCAAGAACAAGGACUCUGUCUUUGUUGAUGCCUGGUAUUGA
Molecule: messenger RNA, 1197 nt
Organism: Acytostelium subglobosum LB1
Lineage: Eukaryota; Evosea; Eumycetozoa; Acytosteliales; Acytosteliaceae
Exons: 1
Coding region: 1-1197 (398 amino acids)
Source: RefSeq, a predicted model, not a curated record